Ochotona princeps (American pika) is the source of this 4033-nucleotide messenger RNA. It is a transcript of the gene FRMD4B, whose product is annotated as FERM domain containing 4B. Gene Ontology annotation, cellular component: bicellular tight junction; adherens junction; cytoskeleton. The coding region runs from base 16 to 3120 and encodes 1034 amino acids. Lineage: Eukaryota; Metazoa; Chordata; Mammalia; Lagomorpha; Ochotonidae. Gene Ontology annotation, biological process: establishment of epithelial cell polarity. The transcript has 23 exons. The record is from RefSeq and is a predicted model, not a curated record.
GGGAAGCAGGAGGCUAUGGCUUCAGUGUUCAUGUGCGGGGUGGAAGACUUGCUGUUCAGCGGUAGCCGCUUCGUGUGGAACUUGACGGUGUCCACGCUGCGGAGAUGGUACACGGAGAGGCUGCGGGCUUGCCACCAGGUGCUGCGGACGUGGUGCGGGCUGCGGGACGUGUACCAGAUGACGGAAGGCAGGCACUGCCAGGUGCACCUCCUGGAUGACAGGAGACUGGAACUACUGGUGCAGCCCAAACUUUUAUCACGAGAGUUGCUGGACCUUGUGGCUUCACACUUCAACCUGAAAGAAAAGGAAUACUUUGGAAUAACAUUUAUUGAUGAUACAGGUCAGCAGAACUGGCUCCAGUUAGAUUACCGAGUGCUGGAUCAUGACUUACCCAAGAAACAAGGCCCCACCAUUCUGUACUUCGCGGUGCGGUUUUACAUUGAGAGCAUAUCGUUUUUAAAGGACAAAACCACCGUGGAGCUGUUUUUCCUGAAUGCCAAGGCCUGUGUGCACAAGGGACAGAUCGAAGUAGACAGCGAGACCAUCUUCAAGUUAGCAGCGCUCAUUUUGCAGGAAGCCAAAGGAGAUUACACCAGUGAUGAAAAUGCCAGAAAAGAUUUAAAGACACUGCCAGCAUUUCCUACCAAAACGCUUCAGGAGCAUCCGUCCCUUGCUUACUGUGAGGACAGAGUAAUUGAACAUUAUUUGAAAAUCAAAGGUCUAACUCGAGGUCAAGCUGUGGUGCAGUAUAUGAAAAUAGUGGAAGCUCUGCCAACUUACGGAGUCCAUUAUUAUGCAGUAAAGGAUAAGCAAGGACUUCCUUGGUGGCUUGGAAUCAGCUAUAAAGGAAUUGGCCAGUAUGACUUACAAGACAAGGUGAAGCCACGAAAAUUAUUCCAGUGGAAACAGCUGGAGAACUUGUAUUUCCGUGAGAAAAAGUUUGCUGUUGAAGUUCACGACCCACGAAGAAUUUCAGUGUCAAGAAGGACCUUUGGGCAAAGUGGCCUCUUCGUGCAGACGUGGUAUGCAAGCUCUUCUCUCAUCAAGUCCAUCUGGGUAAUGGCAAUUAGUCAGCAUCAAUUUUACCUGGACCGUAAGCAAAGUAAAGCAAAGAUUCCUUCAGCCAGGAGCUUAGACGACAUAGCAAUGGAUUUGACAGAGACAGGAACCCAAAGGGCUUCCAAACUGGUGACACUGGAGGCGAAAGGUCAACUCAUCAUGGCAAGCAAUGGCAGUUUAAUCUCCUCAGGCUCCCAAGACUCAGAAGUGAAUGAGGAGCAGAAGAGAGAAAAAAUCCUGGAACUCAAAAAAAAAGAAAAGCUGCUGCAGGAAAAACUCCUGAAAAAAGUCGAGGAGCUGAAGAAGAUCUGUCUGCGGGAGGCUGAGCUCACAGGCAAAAUGCCAAGCGAGUACCCCCUAAGCAUUGGCGAGAAGCCGCCCCAGGUCAGAAGACGCGUGGGUACCGCAUUCAGACUUGACGACAGCUCACUGCCCAGCGAGGAGGACCCGGCUCUUCAAGACCUGGAAAGUAAUUUUCUAAUCCAGCAAAAGCUAGUUGAAGCUGCAAAGAAACUUGCCAAUGAACCAGACCUUUGUAAAACUGUGAAGAAAAAGCGAAAACAAGAUUACACAGAUGCCGUGAAAAAGCUUCAGGAGAUUGAAAAUGCAAUCAACGAAUACCGAAUUAGGUGCGGAAAGAAACCGAGCCAGAAAGGAACAGUUCUCGUACCAGAAGACAUAAUUCCUUCAGAGAGCAGCUCCUUGUCUGACACUACCACCUCUGAUGAACCCAUUGAUGCCUUUACUCUUGCUGGGCAGCGAUCAAGCUCAGUACCUCAUUCUCCAAGAAUUCUGCCCCCCAAGUCUCUCGGGAUUGAGCGAAUCCAUUUCAGAAAGUCAUCCAUCAACGAUCAGCUUGUGGAUACCAGGCAUUCCAGAGAGAUGCUGUCGACACACAGCAGUCCCUACAAGACUCUGGAGAGGCGCCCUCCAGGAGGACGGAGCAUGCCCACCACGCCGGUCCUCACCCGCAACGCCUACAGCAGCAGCCACUUGGAACCUGAAGCCUCAUCUCAGCACUGCCGCCAGCGGAGUGGAAGCCUUGAGUCCCAGUCCCACCUGCUGUCUGAGAUGGACAACGAGAAGCCAUUUUUCUCUCUAUCCAAAUCCCAAAGAAGCAGCAGCACUGAAAUCCUUGAUGAUGGGUCUUCCUACACCAGCCAAUCAAGCACAGAAUAUUACUGUGUGACACCUGUUGCCGGCCCCUAUUAUACAACCCAGACUUUGGACACUCGUGCCCGGGGUCGGAGAAGAUCAAAGAAACACAAUGUCUUGACUUCAAAUUCCGGAAGCAUGCCCAACCUGGCACAGAAGGACAGUUUGAGAAAUGGUGUCUACGUGAAGAAUCAGGAGCCACCUUCUUCCAGUUACUACAUCACUGGAUAUGCACCCUACGCGGAGUGUGACCUCUAUUACAGUGGUGGCUACGUGUAUGAAAAUGACACAGAGGGACAGUAUAGCGUCAAUCCCUCCUAUCGGUCCUCAGCCCACUAUGGCUAUGACCGCCCACGGGACUACAGCAGAUCCUUUCAUGAAGAUGAGGUCGACCUGGUGCCCCAUAAUCCAUAUGCAACCCUCCGGCUGCCCAGGAAGGCUGCUGCAAAACCUGAGCACAUCACCAAAAACAUCCACAAGGCCUUAGUUGCCGAGCACCUGCGUGGCUGGUACCAGCGGGCCUCUGGGCAAAAGGACCCGGGGCACAGCCCCCAGAUUAGCUUUGACUCUGAUAGGGGAUCGCAGAGAUGCCUGGGGUUCUCUGGACUACAAGUGCCCUGUUCUCCAAGUAGCCGAGCAUCCUCCUAUUCUUCAGUGUCUUCUACAAAUGCUUCUGGGAGCUGGAGGACCCAGUUGACAGUGGGGCUGUCCGAGUACGAAGCUGCAGCGCAUUCUUACAGCAGCUGCUAUGGCAGUGCCUACAAUGCUCUGCCGUCUCCCAACAGACAGUACUCCGAGGCCGGGCCGCCAGACCGUGCGGAUGGAAACCAGCUGGAUGACGACCUGGAAAGCAGUGAGCAGAGGCUCUUCUGGCACGAAGACUCCAAACCCGGAACAUUAGUCUGAACUACAGUGGCAGUGUUCUCACGCUCGUGUGCCUUGCGAAAUGUGUCCCGUCUUCCCCACAGGCCAUUGGCUUCUGCAACCUGAAAGCCGCAGAGGCUAGAAGGAAGACAUAGGAUGCCCCGGAUAAGAACCACACGCUAACCCCGGCAAAGUCCCCAAACGGGAGGACUUGCCUUGCAGACCCCAGGCCCAACCCUCCCAGCCAGGUGUGAACACAUAUGGAACCAUUGCCACAAGAGCAAGCACUUUCUAAGAGAAUAAAGCUUCUAGAAGGCAAGCCUCGGAACUCUGAAAGCACAUGGGAAAAGGAGCCGAGGGGAGAUCUCAGAGCACAAUUCAGAAUGAUGAGGGAAGGAACACCAGGGCAGUGGGUCCUGGCUCCCCAACACAAAGGCAGGAUUGGCAAUUUGGAUGGACAAGCGCCUGCCCUUCCCACCCAGACACAGAUGAUUUAGACAGUAUUGGAAAAUUACUUGAAGAGAAGUUGGACUUUCAUGAAGUUGUGAAUGAGUGUAAAUGUUUUUAGGAUAUGACAUAAAGUGAUGUUUUUCAUAAGCACCGUAGAGUGGGUUCUGGAGAGACUUAGAGCUGUAGCAUCCUCCUACAAUACAGCUUGAUGAAAGCAGAUUGGGAAAAGGAAGCAGCCCACUGAAAAACUGACAAAGUUGGCUUGGAGAAUUUUCUAAGGUACAGCGUCCUGGAGCUCCCUUCUGUUCCUUCUCCUGCAGGGGCAUGAUGAGCCCUGGCUCCAGUUCAGGCUGACAGCUCUCUAGCACAGCUGCUUUGGGCCAUGGAGAUUGGAAAAGUUUGCAUAAUCCUAAAUUUGAGAAAGAAUUUUAAAGUGAUGCAGACCUGUCACUUUAAAGGACCUAAAGCAAAAAAAAAAAAAAAGAAAGAAAAAAAAAAUCACAAA